Athene cunicularia (burrowing owl) is the source of this 4638-nucleotide messenger RNA. It is a transcript of the gene GNPDA1, whose product is annotated as glucosamine-6-phosphate deaminase 1. Gene Ontology annotation, molecular function: glucosamine-6-phosphate deaminase activity; identical protein binding. The record is from RefSeq and is a predicted model, not a curated record. The transcript is spliced from 5 exons. Gene Ontology annotation, cellular component: cytoplasm. Gene Ontology annotation, biological process: D-glucosamine catabolic process; carbohydrate metabolic process; N-acetylneuraminate catabolic process. Bases 111 to 767 code for a protein of 218 amino acids. Lineage: Eukaryota; Metazoa; Chordata; Aves; Strigiformes; Strigidae.
GCUGAGGCGGCGGCUCCCCCGCAGGCAGCACGCCGCUGGGCUGCUACAGGAAGCUGGUGGAGUACUGCCGGAACGGGGACCUCUCCUUCAAGUACGUGAAAACCUUCAACAUGGACGAGUACGUGGGUCUCCCGAGGGAUCACCCGGAAAGUUACCAUUCCUUCAUGUGGAAUAACUUCUUUAAGCAUAUCGACAUCUCGGCAGAAAACGUUCACAUUUUGGAUGGAAACGCACCUGAUCUACAGGCAGAGUGUGACGCAUUUGAGGAUAAAAUCAAAGCAGCUGGAGGAAUUGAACUCUUUGUUGGAGGUAUUGGCCCGGACGGUCACAUUGCCUUCAACGAGCCCGGGUCGAGUUUGGUAUCCAGGACGCGCGUGAAGACCUUGGCUACGGACACUAUACUGGCUAAUGCCAGGUUCUUUGACGGUGACCUCUCCAGAGUCCCCACAAUGGCAUUGACGGUCGGAGUAGGCACUGUCAUGGAUGCCAGAGAGGUGAUGAUUCUUAUCACAGGAGCCCACAAAGCCUUUGCUUUGUACAAAGCUAUCGAGGAGGGUGUCAACCACAUGUGGACAAUAUCCGCUUUCCAGCAACACCCCAACACUGUGUUUGUGUGCGAUGAGGAUGCCACGCUGGAACUCAGGGUUAAGACGGUGAAAUACUUUAAAGGUUUAAUGCUGGUUCACAACAAGCUUGUGGAACCCUUAUACAGCAUGAAGGAGACGGGAGCAGACAGAAGCCAGUCUGAGAAGCCAUACAGCGAUUAAUCUCGCUGCUCAUAGUGCUGAACCAGCCUUUCUGUUGAAAACCAGCUGUGAAGAAAGGGAAUUGCUGCAGAAACUCAGAUUUGUUCUUAAAUUAGCAAAAUGAUUAUGUGCUUGCUUCCUUCCAUUAAAAAGACAGAUGCCAAACACCUGCCUUAAUUAACCAAAUGAGGAUGGGAUCCAGUGUGCUGUGUUCCACAAAAUUCUGCCACUAACUUGUUCUCUGAAGGUAAAGUCAAUGGAGAAUGAGUUGUUUAACCUAUGAAACGACUGUAAUCACAUGGACUAAAGGCCCCAAAGCUGAAAUGGGAAGCUGCGUGAAAGUACAAUGUUGUAGAAACCAAGGGGGUAAUCCCUUUGGGGUGUAUUCCCUGCAGUUAGGACAAGUAUCUCUUGUGUUGCUCCCUCUCCACAAUACACUCUAACGUUAGAGUCAUUUAAAAUGGGAAUGGGGCUUGUUCAGCCUGGGGCAGGGAAAGCUUCAGCGUGAGCCAGUAGUAAGGCGCUGUGCAGCUGCAAGGCGGUCAGAGAGAAGAUCAAGCCAGGCUCAACCGGGCAGGGCACGGGCAAGGCAGAGAAGAGACCAUGGAGCUCGAGUUGGGACCAGGUACUUAGACUGGAUAUACGGGGAAAAAAAACUACCCCCGAGGACAGUCAACCUGUGGGGCAGGUUCCCCGGAGAGGUGCAGACUCCAUCCUUCAGAGUUUUUCAAGGCCUGACUGGAUAAAGCCCUGGCUGAACCUGCCUUUGAGCUGGACGUUGGACUUGAGCCCAGCUCGGCAAAAGAGAGACCGCCGGCACCACUUGCCAGCACUGUGUUAAUAACGAGGUUUAUGCAUCUGUAGGAUUUUAUUUGUUGUCACACAAGAAGCCUGACAUGUUCGUUUUCAUUGUAUAAUUUUAUAUGCCCUGGUGCUUUACGAUGUACGCCAAGAGCGCAGAUUUGCUGGGAUUAAGCAUAAAUGACUCCUCUGCACUGCUUGGCCCUCUGUUACUUGUGUCAGCCUGCAGCAGUAAGUUCUCUCUCCCUCCUUCCUGUCCUUUCCCUUGCUACAAGGGGAUGCCACAUAAGCCCCAGAGGAGACACUCCAGUCCCUCUGGCCCCAGCCUAUGUUUAAUUACAGAACAGCAAAUGAUCCGGAAAGGAAUUUCUAUGGAUGGAUUCAGGGCUUGCAUAAAAACAGGGUAACAAUUCAAACCUAAAAGAGUUUUAAAAUUCUAAGGAAAAGUGACCAAACCACCCCCUCUCCCUUAAAUCCUUUUGCUAUUUUCAUUUUUGCCUUGGCUUAGAGCUCAAAUACUCUGGGAAUCCUUAUGCCAGGACUGCAGCAUCUGAGAAAGCUGAGGCCGAAAGAGGUCUGAGCUACCGCGCUCAGCAGUCAGUUCAUUGCUGGUCUCACCAGUCCCAAGUAACUCCAGCAACAAACGGACCCCGCUGCGAAAGGAGCCUCUGAGCAAACCCCCUGUGGCGGCACAAGGGAGACACCAAGAACCGUUCCCAUAAAGCCACGUUCCACCCGACAGCCUAAACUAAAGGCCUGUUCUAAAAAACUGCUGUGGCUUAUUCCAUGGCUGCCACACCAAGCAAAAGGCCCGGGCUGUCCAAAACUGCCAAAACCUGUUUUUCAAAGAUCAGAUUUAGAGACAGAGAACAGUCACUAGAUGUGGAGAACAGUGAGGCCGUUCCUGCACAGACACCCCGUACGUAAAACUCACACCAGGAUCAGCAGGAGAGUUACAGCCGGGUUCUAGCUGGUCCUGAAACCACUUUGCUAACAAAGACAGCAGCAAAUUCCCAGGCAAAUGUUACUGCAAAGUGAAGUAGAAAUAAUGGCAAGAGAGUUCUUGGCUCAAAUUAGCACUUGGGGCAGGGGGGAAGGUUUGUUUCCUGGAUUUUGUUUGGUUUUGAACAGCUGCCUGUACUGGCAAGACCCCACCCAUUCUGAAACUUGAUUCCUGGGUUUCCUAUCAAAUGCUAUCACACGAGGGCAAGGCAAACUGGGGAGCAUUCCUUUUCUUUAUGCAGAAACUUUGGAUGCUGUUGAUCUGUAAUGUAACUUUCUCAGGUAAAUGUCCUGAUUUUUUUCUAAGUGAAUACAGUGACUGUAUCUGGUGCUCAGUCUCGCUGUGCCAGUGAAGCAUGGGACAGUUUAUGUGACUGAACAGGUUUGAACAGAACAAAACCUUUGAAGCAUGAGAAAGACUUGUUAUUUUGCACAAGAUUUCUCUAUCAACCUAGAACCAAAGCUCUAGUGAAAGCAGUUUGGUAGAAAUAGCCACUGCUGCUCCCUACUGCAGGAGCUCCCCCCUUGCCCAGUGUUUGCUGGCAGGUUUCCACCAAACACCUGCUGCAGUUCUGUCCUGCCAGGCAGCAGCAAAAGGGGGGAAUCUUUCAAGGAGAGAAGAGGUCAGAGUUCUCCACCUUUUACCACAGAAUGUCUGCAAAUAAUCCAUUGCUCAUUCUGUGCACGCACAGAAGCGGAGAAGGGGCCACAAGAGGAAAACGUAGACACUGAGGAUGAAACUGCGCCGCGUUACCAGAGUCGCUGCCUUGCUCUCUCUGCGUGGAGGCAUGUCCUGCUGUUCUCUGUCCCACGAGUGCAGUCACCUGCUUGUCCUCUCCUCGGAGGGUCUGUCCUCCCGCACCGUGCUGCAGAGUGUGGGAGCUCCAGCCCAGGGGUCCACGGGAGCCCCAAAUUCAUGGACACAGUGGUGACGACGUCCUCGUUCCUCCUCCCUCCGCACAAAGUUCUUGGGAGCGGAGGUGGUUCACUGCAACACCUUCAGCUGCUGCACACAGCGCUCUGCUCGGGUAGCUCUGGCAGACAGCCCUUCUCAUCCCAACACACCCUUUGUGGAAACUCCUGUGGGGGGGAAAUGCAGCUCGGCGCUGGCUCCGUCCAACGCAGCGAUCCCCGAGCGGUGGCGCAACACCACCACGUACCAGGGGCUUGUAUCUCCGCGAGAAAGCCGGGGCUCCUCGGGUGCGAGGACACGCUGUGUAUGGAACCAUCCAGCCUUUUAUCAGCUGAACAGAUCCUGUGCCAGCUUCACCUGGGAGCCUGGUGCCAGCCCGGCUCUGCUCUGUGCCGCUCUACAGACAACCCCGCAACACCCAGAACAGAGCUCGGUCCCAUACGCUGACCUGUGCUGCCACGUACACACCAGAAUGAACACAAGCAGGGAGACAACUCUGUUUACUGUCUUAAAGUGAAUUUAGUGCAUGUGAAAGGUGCAGGAAAUACAAUUUAAACCAUAAACAAUGUAAACUUUCCCUACACACUACCCUAUACUCUAAACCAAGACACGAGAUCCACCCUUAACCUCUCUUAUCUGUUUAAUCGCUGCCAACUCUAAUAAUAGAGACUUCCAUCCCCGGGGAAAGUAACUAAAUCAGCACUCAUUCUGGCCAGAUACCCAAGUAUAAAUUUAUUUACUAACAGCUGAAACUGAGAGGUGUUCACCUUGAGUUUCUGAAGUGUCUUCCAGCUCCUGAGCUAUCCAUCCAGUCCCUGCUAAUUGUUUUGAACACAGCACAUGCAGUUUUAAUUUCAAAAUAAAUUUUAGACCAUUCUGCAAGUGGAAAAACUUCUAAAAAAUUAAUGGUUCCCUCCAGUAAUAACUUUCACGCUCGCAAAACUACUUACUGAGCUUUUAGGGGGAACAAUUUGGUUUUGAAAUAAUUUGAAGUGCAGGGACAGUAGAAACAAGGUAUCUAGUCCAGAAGCAAAACUAUCAACUAAUCAAAUGUUAGUAAAAAAUAAAUUACUUCAUCAUCUGAGAAAACAAGUUAAUUUUCGGUUAUGUUGAAGAAUUCAAGUUAAUCUCAACUAUUGUAUCCACAACAAUUUGUUUCAACAGCUGACUGAUACU